GUGCAGCCACCUGUAACCGGCGUCACUCCGUGUACCGUUACCAGCUGUUCUCUCCGCUCGGUGGUAGUAGUAGUAGUGGUGCUGGUGGUGGUGCUGAUCGUGUCGUUGCUUGUUGUGUUUUUGUGGGAAAACUCUCGGUGUGCCGCCUGUAUCCGUGGCGUGUUUCCGUUGCGUGUUUCGAGAGACCAACGACCGGCAACGUGUCUGCUCCAUCAACCGUGCACUCACCACCCCCUCCCCCCCCCCGGGGGUGCCCAGGAGAGCCACAAGACGCUGCUGCCGCUGCUGCCGUGCCAACGUUCAACCGACGUCCGACAUCUUGGGCAACCGAGCAACCGGGCAACCGAAAUCCCAAUCACGCCAGAUCGCCAGACCCCUCGAGAGCCCCAUAAACGGCAACUACACCCCUCUCCCUAGACCAAGUCAGCAGUCGAGUCAGCGAAAGGAUAGAAGGAGACGAAAGGAAGGACCCUAAACGUUAAAAUAAUAAACGAUCAGGAUGGGCAACUCGGGCAGCAUGAACGGCCUGUCGGCGUACGACGAUGGCUACCACCACCACCAUCAUCAUCCUCACCACAACCACCACCACCACAAUCCGCACCAUCAUCAGCAGACGGGGUAUCAUCAGCACCACCAGCGGUAUCACGAUGCGAUGCGCGGUGAUGGUGGUGGUGGUGGUGGCGCCACCAGCUGGCUGGACUCCUAUCAGCAACAGCGACAGGAUCAGCAUCAGCAUGAUCUGCACUGGAACAACAACAGCAGCAACAACAACAACAACGGGAGCAACCACCAGCAGCAGCUGCAGCAACAGAUCAAGGUGCUGCCGGACAUACCGGGUAAGGUGGCGAAGCUACGGUCGACCAACAAUGGCAACAUACUGCACGCCGGUGGCACGAUCAGCAAAAACAAUCAGCUGCAGCGCUCGAAGAGCAUCUCGUCGCCCAGCUACCAGCACCAUCAGGCGCUCCACGAGGAGGUGGAGGAGGAGGGAGCACUGGGCGGGAAGGGUGGCGGCCUCGGGGGUGAGCUGAUGUGCUCGCUGCCACCACCGCGUAUGCUGAUCACGCGCUCCCGUACCCAGGUCAGCAUGCUGGGGGGAGGGGCGCCGGUGUACGGCGAUCAGGGGGAGGACACGGUACCCCUUGGGCUACGCCGCCCCCCGGCCCAGUUUGGGCCGCGCUCGGGCCCAAACAACAACAACAACCGCCAGCCAGCCUCCUAUCAAUCCGGUGCCGGUGUCGGGGGUGGUCAGCGGAAGCGCUUCGGCUCGGAGCCGGAUCUGCGAGCGCCACACGAGCAGCUGCCGAGCGCCAAGGAGCAGCACGGCGCUGGUGGUGGUCUGCUGCGGACACCCAAGACGGCCCAAUCGAAGAUCAUGAAGGGGAAAAACAAGAAGAAAGCACCGGGACCACCGAUCAGCUCGCCCGAGAAACAGGGCGAGGAACAGCGGGGUGGGCGCAUCAUCGCCUACUCGCCGCUCCGCAAAACCAACUCCGACACUUCGUCCACCCUACCGUCGACCUCGACCGAGCAGAGUGGUGGUGGUGGCGGAGGUGGUGGGCGCAAGUUGCGCCUCUUCAAGACGCGCGCCGAAACCCGCAAGCAACCGGCCAUCGCCAAGCUACCGGAGGCAUCGGAUGCCAAGUUUGCCAAGACCAAGGUUGGGGCCGGGGCGCUCUCGCCGCCAGUGGCCACCGCCACCGCCACCGCCGCCACCAACGCGAGUAUCAAACCAUCGUCCGGUGUUGUUGUUGGACGGGGAGUUGGAGCACGCAGCACUCCGGCAACGGCCAUCGGUGGUGAUCGGGUGGUGCUGGAGCAGCUACCGGCCCACCCACAGCUCAGGUCGUUCUUCCGGCGUGAGAAAACGUUCGACGUGGGGCUGCUGUCGCUGGAGGGGCGCAAAGCGCCCACCAAACCGACCCUCUCACCCCCGCUGUCACGCCGCAAAUCGAUCGUCAAGAGCCUGCUGGAGGCGGAACCGCAACACCAGCAACAGCAACAGCUGGACAUCCAGCAUAUCAGACGUAGCGCUACAGCAGCAGCGGUGACAGGCUCGACCGCCAGGAAGGACACCGGACAGCAGCAGCAGCAGGCGAGACGAAAACCGUCCCAGAUGCACCAACCGACACACCAGCAUCCGGGCAAGGGUGCACCGAACACGCUGGUCAUACCGGUCGAACCGGCCGAGCAGGCGGCGGUGCAGUUGGUGGCGGUUCCGGAAGAAGAGGAAGGUCAGGACGAGGAACAGGAGAAGCAGCACCGACGGGAGGAGCAACCGAACGACGGGGACCGGUUGACGGUGCGGACCGGUUCGCUGGACGAGAUCGACCGGACGCAGAUGGACAUUAUCGAUCGGUUUGCGGCGAGCCUGUUGCACGAUAGCCGCCGGUUCCACCACUCGACCGAUUCGGUUGCCUCGUCCGAGGCGGACGUCCUGCGCGGUAUCGGUGGGCUGGCGACGUCCGAUGGGCAGGAGAUAGCGCUCCGGUUGCGCCCGACGUUGCCGCGCAAACAGUUCGACAUACCGCGCUUCAGUCCGGCCGCCGCCUGGCGGCUGCUGACGACCGAGGACGAGUUCGGAAAGCAUGGGGCGUACCUGGCACGCGGCACCGAACUGGACGGUGGUUCGUCGAGCGAGGAUCGGAUCGAGCGGGUGUACCGGGAACCGGGGUUGCCCGGGCUGCAGGACAACAAGAGCGGCGACAGUGGCAUCUCCGGGGAUGCCGGCGAGGGUCCGCUGCCGGAGCUGACCGGCUCGGUGCGGCACCGGAACCGGUACCGGGGGCCGGGAAAGGGUGCGCACCGGCGACCGUCGCCCGACAGCGCAGCAGAGGAGAAAACUGACGCGGGUGGUACGGGGGGCGAUAAUACGGGACCCCGGACCGCCGCCACCACCCAUCACGGGUGGUCCUCGAGUGCACUGACGCCCUGGACACCGCAGCAGGAUCUGGACGAUGAUGAUGAUGAUGAGGAUGACACGACCACGGGCGACAGCAGCAAUCAUCAGCACCAGCACCACCACCACAACCAUUACCAUCACAACGACUUCGCCACCAAGGGUCACCUGUUCAGUUUGUCGCUACCACGGGAAAACCAUCUCUCCAUCUACACCGGUGGCUCGGCGGACGAUAAGGUCGAGAAACACGUGUUCAACAGCCUGCAGAAGCUGCGCAAAACCGUUUCGGACGCGUUCCGGAGUGAGGACACCACCGGUGGUGGUGGACAGGUGGUGGUCGGCAGCCAGAACGGCAACGACAACUGGUUCCUGGGCCGGCUGGACACAAAGACACGGACGGCCGGGAUAACAGCGUCAGCGGCUGCGGCGGGAUCUUCGGCGGCCAUCGGUGGUAGUAGCUACGACAAACGACCGUACGGGCACGGGGAUCACCAUUCUGGUACGGCUGCUGGUGCGCCCGAUUGCGAUCCGGUACGGGGUGACACCGGGGACACCGGUAAUGGUCUCCGGAGCCCCAAGAUCACCAGCAGCUCGAUCGGUUACCUCGUGAGCGGACGGCACAUGAUGUACCUGCCGAAGGAACCGACCCGAUUGACGACAACGACGACGGCACCCCGUACGAUCGGCAACCGGAAUGGUAAUGGACAGCAACAGAAGCAGCAAUCGGCCGGCGGUCCCAAGAUGUCGACCGCACGUUUGCGAGGACAGGCGAGCGAGCGGCAGCAGGUGGGCGGAGUAGCAUCCGGGGGUCCCGUCACGCCCCAUACCUUACCGCCACCGCCGUCGUCGCACCGAACCGACAACAAGGAGAACCUACAGGACACGGUACCGUUGGCAGUAGUAGCUGGUACGAGUGGCAGCGGCACUGGAAGCAGGGCCAGCGGGGACCACCCCGAGGGAGGGCACGGCGGAACCACCACCGGUAGCUUCCCGGUGAAGCUUUCGAACCGGCGGCACCACCGGUUCACCUUCCAGAGUACGAUCCGGCAGAUCGAGAAGCGGCGCGUCGCGGAGAAGCUGUCGCGCGAGGCCGAAAUCAAGGAGGCGAUGCGGCUGAGCGAACUCGAGGCGAUGCGCCGCGUCGAGGAGGAGUUCCAGCGGAAGCGGGCCCGCGAGAAGGCCUCGAUACGCCACCAGCUGCGCCUGUUCUCGAUGGAGGACGGCCAGACGGUGGACACCGACAUGGCCGCUGACGACCUCGACAUGAUCAACGACAACAGCCACAACAACGGCAACGAUGGCCACCAUUCGGGGCGCGAAGAAUCGCGACCGUACGAUGGCAAGCGGUCCGAUCCCGAUGGUGACAGUCUGCCGCAUCAGAACGUCCGGACGCCGGGCCGUGGCCUCUACCGGAAGCGAGACUCCUGCAGCACCAUCGAACGGCAGCAACAGCAGCAGUACAAACGCUCCAUCACCCAGGACCCUUACCCCUCCAGGCAGCCGUACACCAACGCCAGCGAUCCAACGGAACACGCGAAUGGCGACAACGACGACGACGACAACGUGGACGCCGAUGGUGACAUGCCGCCGGGCAACAAUGGCGCCCGGGCCGGAUCACGGGAUCGCGACAACGAUGGUGACAGCGGUAGUAGCCUGGGGUACGUCGACACCCGGACGCCCUACAUUUCGCGCAUCAUCCAGGCCAAGAGCAGCAAGAGCGGGUACGCGAUGCACCACAAGCUACGAGCGGACUAGAUGCUCGCUACUUCGGCCGCUCCGCCCGUGCGAACUCGGCUUGCCAUCUAGUCACCACCAUUGGGGGGGGAGAUUUCCAGG
This is a messenger RNA of Anopheles darlingi, 4735 nucleotides long. RefSeq lists its product as uncharacterized. The record is from RefSeq and is a predicted model, not a curated record. NCBI's taxonomy places the organism in Eukaryota, Metazoa, Arthropoda, Insecta, Diptera, Culicidae. The transcript has 10 exons. Bases 500 to 4654 code for a protein of 1384 amino acids.